AUGGUUUCAGUUUGUCAAGUUGAAAGAAAUGAUGUUGAAAAUUUAAAUAAAGAAUUAUUUUACUCAUACAUUAAAUCAAAUAAACCAGUUGUAUUUGAAAAGUAUAGAUCUCAAGCAAUUGAAAAAUGGACACCAGAUUAUUUAUUGUCAAUAAUUGGUGAUCGUGAGGUACAUGUUAAUAUGUGUACAUUUGGUUCAAUGUCUGAUAUUGUACCAAUGAAAUUUUCAGAAUAUUUAAACAAAACUUUAAAAAAUGAAUUUCCAAUAAAUGAUUCAAAUGGUGAAAGAAUUAAAAAAAUUAAUAAACCAUAUUUACGUAAUUUUGGUAUGUUGGAUGAAUUUCCAAUUUUAAAAGAAGAUGUUAAAAAUAAUGAAAGUAUUUUUAAUAAAGAUGUUCACAACAUGGUUGUUAUGGGUUCAUUUAUUGGUUGUAAAGAUAGUGCAACCAAUUUCCAUAAAGAUACAGGUGAGAAUUUAGUAUCUGUUAUUCAUGGUAAAAAAUUCAUUGUUUUAAUUGCACCAUCUGAUGAAACUAAUAUUAAAUCAAAAUUAAGUCAUGAUAUUGAAGUUCAAUUCGAUUCAAAUGAUUUCGGUUCACCAAUUGAAUUACAUCCAGCUUUUUCUGAUUGUUCAAAAAUUUAUACAACAAUCUUAACUCAAGGUCAAUCUUUAUUCAUUCCAGUCGGUUGGAUUCACUAUGUUCAUAAUAUUGAUACAACCAUUUCUGUUUCAUGUUGGGGUAAAGAAAUGAUUAUGUAA
This is a messenger RNA of Dictyostelium discoideum AX4, 759 nucleotides long. RefSeq names its product transcription factor jumonji, jmjC domain-containing protein (gene jcdA). The record is from RefSeq and is a predicted model, not a curated record. The transcript is spliced from 2 exons. Lineage: Eukaryota; Evosea; Eumycetozoa; Dictyosteliales; Dictyosteliaceae. Bases 1 to 759 code for a protein of 252 amino acids.